Molecule: messenger RNA, 2759 nt
Organism: Scylla paramamosain (green mud crab)
Lineage: Eukaryota; Metazoa; Arthropoda; Malacostraca; Decapoda; Portunidae
Product: aldehyde dehydrogenase, dimeric NADP-preferring-like
Exons: 10
Coding region: 119-1636 (505 amino acids)
Biological process (GO): aldehyde metabolic process
Cellular component (GO): cytoplasm
Molecular function (GO): aldehyde dehydrogenase (NAD+) activity
Source: RefSeq, a predicted model, not a curated record
GUAACGUGAUGCUAACUGUAGUGUGGGUGCAGACGUCGUAUGGAGUAGAUUGCUAGACCCUAUCUCUGAAAACCUUCCCACGCCUGCUUCUGGCUGCGUCACACCAAAAUUGGCUGAAAUGUCACCGAAUUUCAAGAAGGUGGUGGAACGGAGUCGAUCAGCUUUCAACAGCGGCCGCACAUUGUCCCUAGAGUUCCGAAAGCAGCAAAUGAAGCAGCUUCUGAAGCUUUAUGAGGAGAACCAGCAGGAUUUCAUUGAGGCCCUAAAAUCAGAUGUCAGAAAGCCAAAAAUGGAAGCGUUCGUCUUUGAAGUGAAUGCGGUGAAAAGCGAUGUCACAUACAUCUUAAGACGCCUGGACAAGUGGGCUGCACCAGACCAAGUGCCAUCUCAGAUCCCACUAGACAAGAGCCUCAUCCUCAAAGAGCCCUACGGUGUAGCGUUGGUUAUAGGCGCCUGGAACUUUCCCCUCCAGCUCACCAUGGUACCAGUUCACGGAGCGUUAGCGGCUGGGAACACCGUUAUUAUAAAACCAUCAGAGACAGCUCCAGCCACAGCAUCCCUUAUAGCCAAGUUGGUUCCUCAUUACCUUGAUAAAGAAUGCUAUCAAGUGGUGUGUGGAGGUGUUUCGGAGACGACUGCUCUUUUACAACAGCGCUUUGACUACAUUUUCUACACGGGCUCCACCCACGUGGGCCGCAUUGUGAGGGAAGCCUCAAACAAAUAUCUCACACCAACCACCCUCGAGAUGGGUGGGAAGAGGUGGGCAGGACAUCGAAGAAGCCCAUGUUACAUCGAUAAUACCAUCAACAUGGACCUGGUCGCUCGUCGUAUCUUGUGGGGCAAGAUGACGAAUUUAGGCCAAAUUUGUGUUGCUCCUGACUAUUUGCUGUGCUCCAAGGCAGUGCAAGGAGUGUUUAUAGCCAAGGCACGAGAGGUCCUACUUGAGUGGUACGGCAAAGAACCCCAAAAGUCGCCAGAUCUCAGCAGGAUUGUGACAGAUAGACAUGUCGAUCGAUUGGUGAGCUAUCUUGAGUGUGGGAAGGCAGUUAUCGGAGGCCGUUUCGAGAAGGCAGACCGUUGGGUGGAGCCAACAGUUUUGGUAAACGUGACUGCUGAUAGCAAGGUGAUGACCGAAGAGAUUUUCGGUCCCAUCCUUCCCAUCAUCAACGUUGAGAAUCACGUAGAAGCAAUAGAAUUCAUCAAGAGAAGAGAGAAACCGCUUGCUUUGUACAUCUUCACUCAAGAAGAGGAGGUGCAGCAGACGUUUCUGAAGCAGGUAUCAGCCGGGGGCGUCACCAUCAAUGACGUCUUGCUCCACAUAGGCAACAACACUAUGCCCUUCGGCGGCGUGGGAGAAAGCGGUAUGGGCAUGUACCACGGCAAAUAUACCUUUGAUACCUUCAGUCACCAUAAAUCCUGUCUCGUUCGCACCUAUAAUUCGCUAAUUGAAAAAGGUACCAGAAAUCGCUUUCCUCCCUACACGGAGAAGAAGAUGAAAUUCAUGGUAUCUCAGAAGGAUCAAGGAGACGGACCUGGCAUCUUCCAUUAUCUGUGCAAACUGAUGGAACAACUAUUCACCAUGGGAUUCGGAGCGAUCAUACUCUAUCUGGUCUUGAAAUAUACCGAUGCUUACUGAUAAGUUAGUCACCGUAGCCGUGCUUGAAUGCACCUAUUCGUUUAAAACACUCGUUCGCAUACUUUUUUUGGGAGGAGGGGCUGUGAUCCUAAAUGCAGUCCUGGUCUGCUCUAAAUUAGUGUUCAUGUAAUCGCUAUGCUGUUAUUUAAGUCAUUUUUAUUCAUUACACUUCCUAAUAAUUCUACUUUAAUUUCUAAGCCUGUCCAGCGACCCUCAGAAAUACCCUUGUUAUCCUCAUAUUGCUAGCUACCAUCAGUCUGAGAGCCGCUAAUUUAAACUCUUAGUGAAUAUGUGCCCCAUGUAAUACGUACGUAAACCAUGUGUUUUUAAAGGUUUAAGAGAGAGAGAGAGAGAGAGAGAGAGACUUAUUUUUCUAGAAUAUUGAUAUGUUAUUGAAAUACUUCAAUAACAUAUCGUUCAUCCCAACCUUUGUGUUACCUUGAAAACAAAGGACAAACUUCACUGAAAUUGAUAAACUUAUUUUGAUCAAAAUAAAUAUGAAGACAAAUUAACGAUCAAUACUUUAAUGUGUUAAUUAAAUUAACAAUCAAUAUUUAAAUGUGUUAAUUCAGAGACACCUGUUAGGUGUUAUCUGUCGAGACUAUGAUAAAUGCCGUGGUGCUCUCUCUCUCUCUCUCUCUCUCUCUCUCUCUCUCUCUCUCUCUCUCUCUCUCUCUCUCUCUCUCUCUCUCUCUCUCUCUCUCUCUCUCUCUCUCUUAUUUAUCCAUCACCCUGACUACUGCAAUAUGUUGUCAUUUUAUAUAGGUUAACUUUUGUUUUAUGAAUAAUUGGAUGGAAAAUGAGGAAAUCUUUAUAGGAAAUAAACAGCGACAGUAUACUAACACUAUCCUCAGCAGAAUGAACACAAUUGUCAAGUGAAAAUAAAAUUUCUGGUCUGGUUACAAAGUUUUCAACAAACAAAACACUAUCAUCUCAUGUCUGAAUAUCGUACGAACUUUUUUUUUUUUUUCAAACAAAUGCCAUGUAUUCUUAUGCGUUGUUUGAUAUUGGUGUAAUUUUAAGGACACAGCCAUAGAUGUUAAUGCUGCAUUUAUGUAAUUAAAUUAUUCAUAUCAUAGCAAUAUAUGGUGUAAACAUCAUAUGAAUAAAAUUCGGAUAAAAA